AUGGGCGGCGGCGGCGAGUCCAUUGCAAACCAAAUCCUCAAGACGUUCGCCCUCCCGGAUGUUGUUGGUUCCGCAACCAGCUCCAAGAAGCUCAUCAAUCUCCUCAGAGGGCACGUUUGGCUAAGCAACUUCUACCAACCCGCCGAUCCAGUAUCCGAAGAGCGAAUCUGCAUUACCGGUGGCGCCUCGCAAAACCUGGCGUGCUUACUCCAAGACUUCACGGACCCUUUGUACACGAGGAACGUGUGGAUAGUUGCGCCGGCCUACAUGCUUGCUUUCCGCAUCUUUGAAGAUGCUGGAUUUCACAAGAAACUCCGCGCAGUUCCUGAGGAUGACCAAGGUAUUGACAUGGACUACCUGAGACGCCAAAUUAAGAUAAGCGAAGAUGAAGCAAAAACUGCAAACAACAACGAACCUCAAUUUAAACCUACGCGGCCUUGGAACAAGAUCUACAAACAUGUAAUAUAUGCCGUGCCUGCUUUCUCGAACCCUAGCUCCAAGACGAUGAGCUUGAAGAGGAGAGAAGAAUUAGUACUGUUGGCAAGGGAAUAUGACGCUCUUAUCAUUACGGACGACGUUUACGACUUCCUGCAAUGGCCAUCAAGUCUCAGCCCUAGUGUACUUUCCAUUGAAGAAGCCAGUCUGCCCCGGAUCGUCGACAUCGAUAGGUACCUUGACGGCGGCGCCGAAAGACAUGGCGCAGAUGGUUUCGGCAAUUCCGUUUCCAAUGGCUCUUUCUCCAAGAUCUUUGCACCAGGCUUACGAACAGGAUGGUGCGAGGGUACACCGAAAAUGGCAUAUGCUGUUUCACAGACAGGAUCCAGUCGUUCGGGCGGGUCGCCCAGUCAGCUGACGGCGUGCUGUGUGGCCGAGACCUUGGAGACAGGAGAACUCCAGCGCCAUGUAUACGACACGCUUCAGCCUGCUUACGGUCGUCGGUACCGUAUAAUGGUCGAAGCGAUUAGCAAAUACCUGAUCCCACUGGGUGUUCGCAUCCCGCAGUCAGAUCGGAAGGUUGUCGGUGGAUACUUCAUCUGGCUUACAUUACCUUCACCGCUGGAGGGUGCAGCUGUCGCACAGCGCGCAAAGGAGGAUGCGAAUUUGGCCGUUGCACAGGUUCCCGGCGACACCAAAUACACGGGCACGUGCUUCAACAACGACGUCAGGGUGUGCUUUGCGUGGGAAGAAGAAGAAAUGCUGGCCGAGGGUAUUGAGCGACUUGCCACCAUUAUCAGCAGCAUGUUGAACGAGGAAGCCAGUGGCGGCAAGGCGAAACACGGCGCUGCUGCUCAAGUGGGCGAUGCAAAAGACUUGUGGUAA
Molecule: messenger RNA, 1320 nt
Organism: Pyrenophora tritici-repentis Pt-1C-BFP
Lineage: Eukaryota; Fungi; Ascomycota; Dothideomycetes; Pleosporales; Pleosporaceae
Source: RefSeq, a predicted model, not a curated record